CUCAUCUUUUUUUUCCAACUCUUAUAAAGAGUUGCUUCUCUCUCCCCAAGUAUUUGUUUCAGAACCGCAAAACCUCUUCUUCAAAAUCCGAAAUCUUUGUUUCAAAUCUCAAUUCUUGAGAGAUUUUCUUAUAACAAAUACUACAAAAAUCUUUUGAGUUUGAAAAAAUAAUAUUUCAUCAUUAGAUUUACCCUGGUUUAUAGGGAAUAUCCGAUCUUUCUUCUUAUCUAUUUGGUUUAUUUUCUUCUUAGUUCUUUUUGUAGAUAAGAUCAAUGAAACUCAUUCUCUCUUUUCACCUCUAUUCUCGGGACAUAAUUAUCCACGAGUCACAAAAGAGAGUAUAAUCUUUGUUUACCACACGGGUUUAAAAACCUAAUCUGAUAUCAGUCCCCUACUUCACUUCUUGCAUAUUUUUAGAUCUAUUUCUCUCUUUUUUCUUCUCUUUCUCUCUUUCAUGGAGUUUGUUACAGAAACGUUAGGCAAGAGAAUCCAUGAUCCGUACGUGGAGGAAACUAGGUGCUUAAUGAUUCCCGGACCAAUCAUUGUCGGUUCCGGGCCGUCGGGACUGGCCACAGCGGCAUGUUUAAAGUCGAGAGACAUCCCUAGUUUGAUUCUAGAACGUUCCACUUGCAUAGCGUCACUAUGGCAGCACAAAACAUAUGAUCGUCUUCGACUUCAUCUCCCUAAAGAUUUCUGUGAGCUUCCAUUGAUGCCUUUUCCUUCAAGCUACCCUACUUACCCUACAAAGCAACAGUUCGUCCAAUACCUUGAGUCUUACGCCGAACAUUUUGACCUAAAGCCCGUUUUUAACCAGACCGUGGAGGAAGCCAAGUUCGAUAGGCGGUGUGGGUUAUGGAGGGUGAGGACAACCGGAGGGAAGAAGGAUGAGACAAUGGAGUAUGUAUCACGGUGGCUUGUUGUGGCGACCGGGGAGAAUGCCGAGGAGGUGAUGCCGGAGAUUGAUGGAAUCCCGGAUUUUGGUGGACCUAUCCUCCACACAAGCUCCUAUAAGAGCGGUGAAAUAUUUAGUGAGAAGAAGAUUUUGGUUGUAGGAUGUGGAAACUCCGGGAUGGAAGUUUGUUUAGACCUUUGCAACUUCAAUGCUCUUCCUUCUCUUGUGGUUCGUGACUCGGUACACGUAUUACCUCAAGAAAUGCUAGGUAUAUCGACUUUCGGGAUAUCCACGAGCCUGCUCAAGUGGUUUCCAGUGCACGUGGUGGACCGGUUCUUGUUACGUAUGUCUCGGUUGGUUCUUGGUGACACGGAUCGGUUAGGGUUAGUUCGACCAAAACUUGGCCCUCUUGAACGCAAGAUCAAAUGCGGAAAGACUCCUGUUUUGGACGUUGGCACUCUUGCCAAAAUCCGAAGUGGACACAUCAAGGUUCAUUAAUUAUAAUUAAGUAUUUUUAAUACAAUCUUGAUUACAAAACCGUGAGCUUAUGGUAUAUUGAUUUGUUUUUUUUUGUUUUUUCUUGACUUUUAGGUGUAUCCGGAGUUGAAACGGGUAAUGCAUUAUUCGGCAGAGUUUGUUGAUGGGAGAGUAGAUAACUUCGACGCCAUUAUACUCGCCACGGGUUACAAAAGCAACGUACCCAUGUGGCUAAAGGGAGUGAACAUGUUUUCUGAGAAAGAUGGAUUUCCGCAUAAACCAUUUCCUAACGGUUGGAAAGGCGAAAGCGGAUUGUAUGCAGUCGGUUUCACAAAGCUUGGAUUGCUUGGUGCAGCCAUUGAUGCCAAGAAGAUCGCUGAGGAUAUUGAGGUUCAACGACAUUUCUUACCAUUGGCUCGUCCUCAACAUUGUUAAUUAACCUGAGAUUCGGGUUUCGAUUUGGCAAGUUUGGAUUGGGUUAUCUAAGAAGUAGAAAGGUAGUAGUGGAUGCAUUUAUGUAAGGUUCCUAACUCUUUAAUUGUGACAUAUGAGAGUUAGAAAGCAGGGUUAGAUCAAUGUUAGGUCAAAGAUUUUUGUAUUUUUGGGAAGGAAAUAUUAGAUCAUGGUCCACAUUUGUAUAUAUUUAUUUGGUUUUGUGUACGUUUUCCUUUCUUUCUUUUUGUAAAUGGGAAAAAUAUUUAAAUAUGAUAAUUGAAGUUGAAGUAAUGAAAGCCUUAAUUCAACUGCUUCUUUUUGCUUAAUUAGUUGAAUGGAGGAGAGAGGAGGAG
Messenger RNA from Arabidopsis thaliana (thale cress), 2157 nucleotides. RefSeq names its product Flavin-binding monooxygenase family protein (gene YUC2). The record is from RefSeq and is marked reviewed. Gene Ontology annotation, biological process: auxin biosynthetic process. The transcript has 3 exons. Lineage: Eukaryota; Viridiplantae; Streptophyta; Magnoliopsida; Brassicales; Brassicaceae. Gene Ontology annotation, molecular function: N,N-dimethylaniline monooxygenase activity; NADP binding; indole-3-pyruvate monooxygenase activity. Bases 455 to 1390 code for a protein of 311 amino acids.